This is a messenger RNA of Diversispora eburnea, 222 nucleotides long. NCBI's taxonomy places the organism in Eukaryota, Fungi, Glomeromycota, Glomeromycetes, Diversisporales, Diversisporaceae. The record is from the annotation of a GenBank genome assembly.
CUAAAGGAGUACAAAAGGUAAUAGUCAAAAAGAAUCUUACUCAUAAUAUGUAUGAAAAUUGUUUAAAAUCUCGAAAAGAAUGUAUGAUAACAAUGCAUAGAUUAGGAAGUAAAGACCAUAUUAUCAGACUUCUUCGAUCAUCUAAAAUAGGUAUUAGUCCUUUAGAUACUAAGAGAUGGAUUUUAUCAGAUGGAAUUACUACAUUAGCCUUUGGGGAUUGGC